GUUGAGCCCCGUCUGUUUACCACAUAUCGCAGUAUUACAUUACGGUAGGUGGCGUACCAUGGUGUCUGUGGAGGAGCCGUCGCCGGAUAGGGUGGAGCCGAAUUGCCCGCUUUUCGGCAUGUGCGGGGGCUGCCAGUACCAACACGGAGUGAACCUCUCGGGGGGGGUGUUUCAGAUGUCGGUGUCGAUGCAGCGGGACUGGAAGAAGCAGCAGGUGAUGGACUGCCUGACUCGCAUCGGGGGAAUGGUGGAUCCGGCAGUGAAGGACACGUUCGGAACGGACGAGACAUACGGGUACCGAUCCAAGCUCACGCCUCACUAUGACGCCCCGUAUCAGGGCCGAGUCCGAGAGAUUGGCUUCAAAAAGGUGAAAUUUCCCACGAUUUACCACGGCGUGGACCUCGGGAACGUGAAUCCCAGCAAGGUGGUCGACGUCGAACGGUGUCCCCUUGCCACCGAGGGCAUCAACGAGGCUUUGCCGCCAGCUCGGCAGGAAGCCCGUGAACGCGUGCAAGCGGCGUUCGACUCCGGCGACGGCAAGCGCGUGGGGAAACGAGGGGCCACCCUGCUGUUCAGGGAGACCACGGAGGAAGGGACGGUGACGGACAACAACGCGCACGUCUCGGAACGUGUCGGCGGGAUGGUGUUCAACUUCAAGCUGCGUAUGACUUAA
This is a messenger RNA of Ectocarpus sp. CCAP 1310/34, 673 nucleotides long. Lineage: Eukaryota; Phaeophyceae; Ectocarpales; Ectocarpaceae. The record is from the annotation of a GenBank genome assembly.